AUGAGUGGAGGGACUGCUGCGCAACCUGGAGGUGCUGACGCUCCUGAUGCAGAUGGGAAAACAAAGGUAGAAAAAAUAAAAGCAGACUAUGGCCCAUUCGGUCAAGUGUUGUACCACGUGGUGUCGUUCACUGAGGGCUACGAGCAGCAGGUGUUGUACUUGUGCAUGAGAGUCUUCGAGUCAACUAUGAGCUUCACCAAGAGUCAACUGACAACGCUGAUGACCGUGUCUAUACUGUCACGCUUGUGCUUCUCGCUAGUUUGGGGUCUGCUGGCGGACGCGUUUGAGACUAACCUGGUGAUGGCUGCUGGGUUAUUAUUCAUGGGCAUCGCCUCCAUUCUGCUAAGCGCCACGUCACGAUUUUCGUCGCAAAAAAUUAUCUCAGAUGAAGAUGAUGAUCAGGAAGGAGGCAGUAGCAGUGCGUUUACCCGUAUUCACGCGCUGAAUUGCAUCGGCCGUAUGCUGUGUGCCGCAAUAACCACUGAGGCUGCUCAGAACAUCUUGCUAGGAUUCAUCGGCUGGCGCGUGUCAUACAUAGUGCUGGGCUAUUUGUGGAUUUCGGUUGGCAUCGCGAUUGUAUUUGCAAUGCAUACCGAGAAGGUACUAACCACUCCAUAUAAUUCCAUGAAAGACUUCAUUGGUCAAAUAUCCGGUGCGUUUACUGCGGUUUUCUCGAAUUGGUCAUCAUUUCUGUGUAUAUUUACAAUGUUGAUUGCGGAGGCUCCGAUGUGCACUUUGCCGUACAUGAUCACGUACCUGGAGUACCUGGGAGUCUCUGACCUGAAAGUGGGUAUUGCGAUAUUGGUCACGACGAUCGGUGGCGCAGCAGGGACUGCGGCUGGAGGAAUUGUUAUCGAACAAAUCACAAAGUUGCAUAGUGAAUAUGGCGAGCUGAUAGCGGGCAUUGUUGUGAUGGGCGUGCGACUAAUCGUUUGUGUAUUGUUCUUUGUGUCUCCGGCGCCGGACGGACGUCUGAUGUGGUAUCACUACAUAGAGUUUGCAAUUCUAGGCGCGACUUUGGUUACAGUUGGCGGCGUGGAUAGACCCAUUAUGAGAAAAGUAAUCCCGGACAAGUACCAGGCUAGCGCCUCGGCCAUCAUCCAGUGCAUAUCGGGUAUCUCGGUUAGCGUGAGUUUCGUGGAGAUCUUCGCGUACGUGUCAGAGAAGCUGCAUGGUUACGCGCCGUCAACACAGGCAAUUGAUGACAUGGACGCGGCGCUGAAAGAUAACAACACUGAAGCCCUGAGGAAGUCGACCAUGUACAUGAUCGUAAUUGGAUCACUGCUGAACAUUGCCUGCUACGGAGCGCUGUUUGGCACGUACCAAACGGAUAAGGAACAAGUUAAGGAGGAAAACGUGCCAGUACGGGUAGAAAGGAAUGAAAGGCAGGAAAAAAGGGAAGAAAUGAAGAGGCAGCUGAGUGCGGCAACUCAUGCUGAAAAGGCAGUUACUCCGCAGGAGGUAGAGGCUAGAUCUACAAAGACGGAAUCACCCAUCGAAGAGCUGCCAUCAUCCGAUCUGGAGGUGGAGAUACCAUUUGAAGGUGAAAACAUUGCCGACAGAGGAACGCCAUUGUCCGAUGAAGCGAUAAAGGAGUUUAUCCGCACUGGAGGUAAAAGUACUGGCGAAUGA
Babesia bigemina is the source of this 1632-nucleotide messenger RNA. RefSeq lists its product as hypothetical. The coding region runs from base 1 to 1632 and encodes 543 amino acids. The record is from RefSeq and is a predicted model, not a curated record. Lineage: Eukaryota; Apicomplexa; Aconoidasida; Piroplasmida; Babesiidae. Gene Ontology annotation, molecular function: transporter activity. Gene Ontology annotation, cellular component: membrane. The transcript has 2 exons.